CUUUGGAUUAAGAUUCAGUAACGACUAAACUGAUAAAAAAAUGCUACGUAUCUGUGUCUGUGACGCCAAAGACGCGUCCGUAUUUUUUUUGAGCGACAAAUAUUCACGUAUUAUUAACUACUUUGUUUUUUUUACCUAGUUGACUGUCUACGCCAAAGACGCGUCUGUAUUUUUUUGAGCGACAAAGAAAUACUCACUUUCACAACAACUGUUACAUUAUUUCGGGCUCCUACACGCGACUAUCUCUAUCUAUCAAAAGUAUACUCGUGUUUUAAUAUUCUGUGGUCUAAAUUACUUACGUGUGAUACUGAACUUUGAAUAUUUUGUGUGUUUCAUCUCAUUCUCUAUCUCUGCCACUGCACUUGAGUACUCAUUUUCCCCCUGCACGACCUUCACCUUCACCGUUGCAACCGGCACGCGGCGUGAGCGAACGAUGCCGCCGAAGGACAACAAAAAGCGCGUCGGCGUUGGCGAUUCCGGCGGUGGAGAGGCGAAGCGGAAGAAGGAAAAUAAUCUGGAAGGUUCUAAUGCCUCGGCUAAGGCGCCAGUGUCGUCGAACAAAGGGACGAGCGCCGCUGCUUCGUCAAGCAGUACAGCGAAAAAUGCCAAGCCGAAUAGUAAGAAACCGGAGUCCUCGAGCUCGACCUCGUCCUCCUCCUCAUCCAGCAAGGAAAACAGCGGGUCCUCCUCAAAUUCGUCGUCAUCUUCUUCCUCAGUCAUCAAAUCUGAGAGCGCGGGACUAGCUGUGGCGGGCAAAGAUAAAAAGGUACGUGUCCUUUGAUCUCAUUGGUUCAGUAAGACUUACUAGAGACUGUCGUAUCAAAGGAGCGCGGCGUACGUUAUGGCAGCUUUACUAGUGCAUGCUGCAAUACCAUAUUUUUACUUCUAUUCUCAUAUACUCACAGGUCGUGAUGAAGGCGAAAGCCAAGAAAGAGACGCUGCUGCCCACCAGCGACGACGAAAAGGAGGCUGAUGAUAAGAAGAAGCAAGCUGCUGGCGACAACAAGAAGAAGAUGACAAAAGCAACUACGCAAAAGAUGGAAGACUGGGAAAAAGUGCGAAUGAUUCGAAAGAAUCAUUACGAGAGUGCACAACUCCCCCUCCCCCUCAUUUGUUAUGCAAAAUCUUAAAUCCAGUUCCAGGCUGUGCCUCUUGGCACUGGUUGCAUGCCAAGUUCUGGUAGCCCAGAUAGCACUACACUCGAGUGGAAAUUUGUCAUGCAGAACGGGCAAUCUCGCUGAUGCUUGUAAUGCAGUUCAUGCUAUAAAUCCCAAAUCCAGGCUGUGCCUCUUGGCACUGUUUGAAUGGCAAGUUCUGCUAGCCCUAAUAGAACAGUGGAAAUUUGUCAUGCAAAACCGGCAUUCUUGCGGAUGCUCGUUUUGCCGUUCAUGCUAUACAACUGAGGGGGAGGGGGAGUUGUGCACUGUCAUAGUCAUGAAGUCGCUUUUAGGGAAAAAACACCGGACGACGCAGCCAAGCCAAUUUUAGUGGCGGACUGGGUUGUUGACCCCGAAGGACGCAAGCGGGUCAAAUCGGCGGUCGGGUGGACCCCUAUCCCCAUCUCGGACCCAAAUGGCUCCACAGACGAACUGCUGGACGAAUUGCCCGAGGUGCUGUUCAAGAAAUUCGACCGCGACGGGAUAUCCGACCACCAGGCGGAAUGCAUGCUGCAGGAGCUGAAGAAGCUGCCGACUCCGCUGCACUUCUGCGCGGCGAACAAGGACUCCGUGGACCACCAGAAGAAGCGGGCGAAGAAUUUCUGGCAGGAGUUUCGGCUGGAGAAGGGCGACAUCGUGAUCGUGCAGGGGAGCUCCAAGGACGGGAAGAACUUCGGGGGGAACGACGACGGGAUCGCAAUCUGCAUGGUGCACUCCUUCGGAAAUAAAGUGUACGAAGGGCGAGCGCGGGUGGGACAGGGAGGAUCGGCGCAGUGUGGGAAGCAGGGCGACAGCGACUCUACGGACUUUAAGGAGAACAAGUACUACCUGCACAUGGAAGUCUUCAAAACCUACACCAAAGGCAGCUGUGCUUUUCAGGACGGGACAAAGGCGGUUGUCGUGGUAUCGAGUGCAAAAGUGUCCGGAUCUGGAAGCAUGCAGCUUGUUGUGCUAAAUCUGGACCGUGGAAAUAUCUGUGUUGCAUGACUGCCACAAGCUGCCCACUUUCGACCAAGCGGAGAGACUUUCUCAUGCGGGAUAACCUGUCACGCUAGGUCCUGCAUUCUAGACUUCAUGGGUCAUGAGGAACCUGCACAACAAGGCUCGUAAUCUUCCAGACCCAGACAUAUUUGCAGUGGAUAGGCCGGAACAAAUAAUAAUGUGUCCUGUUCGGACUUCAAGAAGAAGGUCUGGGACGAACUGACGGAGGAGCAGAAGAGCAAGGUCCUGCAGCACUACGACGCCAGAACCCGCGACGUCGCCGCCAGCGGCGCAGCCAGCCGCUUCCCGCGCAGAAGGGCGGCAGCCCCCCGAGAGGCACCGCUGUACAGUAUGCAGGUGAAAAGUGUGGCCCUCUCCUGGGAAACUUUUUGGAUAUCCUUGCGAUUCCGCUCUUUCAGUUGGGGAAUUACAUCAGCAGUCAGGAGCGUUUAUCAGAGAUGCCUUCUAAGUCAGUCUGUUAUUUGUCUGUCAUGCGGUGUUUCUGUUCACAAAUACAUGAAGGCGGGAUUUCUUUUGCACAGAGCUAACUACUUUUUUUGUUCUCGGGGGUAGGGGCAGCACUUGUUUUCACCUUGAUACCCGACGCAGAGGCGGUUUACGAAGUGGUAGAUUUCGAACAGCCGGAGACGCCAACCUUCGCCACACUUCUGGCGCAUUUGAAGAAGCGAAGCCUGCCGCGGAGCAGCCGGGCGAACGUUUCCUCCCAGUAUGCGGAUUGGAAGCGGUUUGGGUACGUGAAGGGAGGGCUGGCUGAGCUGGCGCGCAGCAAGCAGGAGGUGACGCCCGCGGAGGAUUUUGAGGAGCAGCUGAAGUGCCCGUGGGUCCGCGAGUUGUGGCGACAGUGCUGCAUGUUGGCGCAGGACGCGACCGCUAGGGGAGUGCUCGGCGAAGCAAUCUACUUCAGUGCGGGCGGCUUUGGCUAUGAACUAGAAUAAUCCUCCCUCCCCAUACUCUGUCUAGUAGGCUUAAUCGGGGGGCCCGAUAGCUUUGAUGCGUCUUGUAUAGCGAUUCCUCUUGCCUUUUCUCUGCCGGCUACGGCAGCGACAUCUGCACUGCGGAGAGUAGCUUUCGACAUAAAUGCACAAAAUGACUUGGAUAGAUACAUGAAUGCACGCUGCGACACAGGUCGCAGCAGCAGAUUGGGGAGGUGGGGCCUUUCCUCAUGAUACCGGGUUGGAUAAUGUCACUUCUUGGCAUGCCGACGAGGGCAACGAUCCCCAGACUUUGAACUUCCAGUUCCUACGGAAGUGAAAAAACGCCCCGCCCCAGAACCGGAGGCGCUUGCGUAUGUGUUGCCUGUGCGCGCAGAUAUAGUGGCGCUGGCAGUGCUAGUGCUUUUUUUUGUUUCUACAAAAAAAUCAGAGAUGUGGCGUGCUGUUUGCAUUUAUUGCGCAGAUUAGCGCGCCAUCAAGAAGUUGGCUGCUGCAGUGAGGGAAAGCUGAGCGCUUGCGUCGCCCCGCUGCAGGGAAAACUAGCUCGCGUGCGCAGAAAUCAAGCAUGGCAAGUUCUCUCCGAAUUUGGGGGUGGUGCGUUUGUCUUCAGGAUAGGUUUGCCUCGGCGACUACGGCUGCGAUCUGGAGUACGCGAAGCAUCCGACCUGCAACGCGGGCAGGGUCAUCCUGUACGGAACCGAGGGGCAGAUGGUGGGGGACGCUGUGGAAACCAUACGGGGACCGGACGGGACACCCGCGAAGUGCAUCCUGAGACCGUGCCGCGAGAAGUGGAUUUGCUUCAAGCCGCACCGGAAGCACCGGACGGAGCCACACACGAAGGGGAAGCGGUAUUGCUAUGCUUUGUGCUGCUUUAUGCAAUUCCUUUCCUUUAUCGUUUAGCGCCGCGUAUUAAGUGCUUAUCGCGACGACCUUAAUAUCAGAAAGAAUUGCGCGAAUGAUUAUAAACAGGUACACUAUCACCCUCUUUUCCCACGCGCCUCCGAAUGAUGUCUCCCAGAAAAAGGAGCUGAUCAAGCUAAUGCGGAAGUAUAAUACACCGGUCCCACCGAACUGGGAAAAGUGAUCCAUCCGAUUCCAUCGCCUCUGUACACCUUUUUCACUGCUAGCAGCUCGAAACACACCAUCGCCAAAUAACCGACUGUGCUGCAAACGCAGUUGCCGAUCCCGCAGAUGACACGAAGACGCAAGACAAGAAAGGGAGUAAAAAUGACACUUGAAGACUAUUUGCGUUUUUCGGACAGCAAGGUGAUGCUGUCUCGCGUACACCGAACUGCUUACGAGUCCCUACUUUUCUGUUCUUCGCAUCACUCACCAUUCUGAACCUGUCAUCUUCCUCUUCCUCUGUCUGAUAAGGCUAUUUACAAAUUCCAGUACCACAAAUAUAUUUUUUUUCAUCGCAGUAUGGUCCGGUGCAGAUGAGAACCUCGCGUACAGAUAAUUCCAAUAAAGUGAACUAAAAAUGUGGACAUCGUGCUUUUUUCAAACUCAUCCUAGCAGCCAAAGACGCUCGAAAAAAUGGACAAAAAAAGAAGGCCACACCUACACUGAGUGUUGAGAAG
Molecule: messenger RNA, 4671 nt
Organism: Amoebophrya sp. A120
Lineage: Eukaryota; Dinophyceae; Syndiniales; Amoebophryaceae
Source: the annotation of a GenBank genome assembly